Nycticebus coucang (slow loris) is the source of this 6148-nucleotide messenger RNA. RefSeq names its product zinc finger protein 91-like. Gene Ontology annotation, biological process: regulation of transcription by RNA polymerase II. The transcript is spliced from 4 exons. Bases 288 to 2783 code for a protein of 831 amino acids. Lineage: Eukaryota; Metazoa; Chordata; Mammalia; Primates; Lorisidae. Gene Ontology annotation, molecular function: DNA-binding transcription factor activity, RNA polymerase II-specific; RNA polymerase II cis-regulatory region sequence-specific DNA binding. The record is from RefSeq and is a predicted model, not a curated record. Gene Ontology annotation, cellular component: nucleus.
GAGGGGGAGGGGCGAGGUCGGAGCCGGAAGUGACUGUGGCCGCCUGGGUAAUUUCACUUCAGCUUUACAGUCUUCAGAGUGAAGUUUGCCACUGGCACCGUUGUCCCUCAGACCCCUGUAGGCAAAAGGCGGAGAGGGGUUGGCAGCGGGGACUCUGUUGCUGCGGCCCUUUCCUGGAACAUUAAUCAGACCACCGCCCAGAGCUCUAUUUGAGCAGCUGUGCCUGGAGCGCCCGGCGUCCCUCCCAGGAACUGUUGACAUUCAAGGACGUGUCUUUAGAAUUCUCUAUGGAUGAGUGGGCCUGCCUGGACCCUGCUCAGCAGACUUUGUAUUGGGACGUCAUGUUGGAGAACUACGGACACCUGGUCUUUCUAGGUCUUACCCUCUCUAAGCCCGACUUCAUCACCUGUCUGGAGCAAAGCAAAGAACCCUGGAAAGUGAAGACGCACCAGACAGUAGUCAAGCCCCCAGCUGUAUCUAACCAUCCUGACCAAGAGCAUUUGCAAGAUUUUGACACAAAUAUUUUAUUCCCAGAGAUACUCCUGAGAAGAUAUCAAAGUUGUGCCCCUGACAAACUAAACUUAACAAAAAACUCGGCAAGUGUGUCAGAAUGUAAGCAGCAGAAAGUAUGUGACAGUGGCCUUGGCCAAUGUUUAAUGGCUACCCAUACCAAAAUCUUCCAAUGUAGUAAAUGUUUGAAAGUCUUCACACAAUUGUCAAAUCUAAGUAGAAAUAAGAUGAUUCAUACAAAAGGGAAAACAUUUCACUGUAUAAAGUAUGGGAAAGCCUCUAACCCAUGCUCACAUGUUACUAAACCUAAGAUAAUUUAUGAAGGAGAAAAGCAGUACAAAUGUAGCAAAGUCUUCAAAUCUAACUCAAACGUGUCUAAGCAUAAGAGAAGUCAUACGGAAGAGAAACGCUACAAGUAUGAAAAUGAUGGCAAAUGUUUUAAUCUCAGAUCAAAAUAUUGUAACCAUGAGAGUACUGAUAGUGGAAGAAAACCCUACAACUAUGAAGACUGCGACAAACUUAUAAAACAGUACUCAAACAUUUCUGAACAUAUAAGAAUUCAUUCUGGAGAGAAACUCUACAAAUGUCAAGAAUGUGCCAAAGCCUUUAACCGGUACUCAUACCUUUGUGAACAACAAAGAAGUCAUUCUGCAGAGAAACCCUACAAAUGUCAACAAUGUGGCAAAGUGUUUAAUAAUAAUUCAGACGUUACUAAACAUAAAAGAAUUCAUUCUGGUGAGAAACUCUACAAAUGUCAAGAAUGUGAUAAAGCCUUUAAGCAUAACUCAAGUCUUACUGUACAUCAAAGAAUUCAUUCUGGAGAGAAACUCUACAAAUGUCAAGAAUGUGCCAAGGUCUUUAUCAGGUACUCAUACCUUUCUGAACAUCAAAGAACUCAUUCAGGAGAGAAACCCUACAAAUGUCAACAAUGUGGCAAAGCAUUUACUUAUAGUUCCUCCCUUACUAAUCAUCAAAGAAUUCAUUCUGGCGAGAAACUCUACAAAUGUCAAGAAUGUGAUAAAGCCUUUAAGCAUAACUCAAGUCUUACUGUACAUCAAAGAAUUCAUUCUGGAGAGAAACUCUACAAAUGUCACGAAUGUGCCAAGGCCUUUAUCAGGUAUUCAUACCUUUCUGAACAUCAAAGAACUCAUUCUGGAGAGAAACCCUACAAAUGUCAACAAUGUGGCAAAGCAUUUACUUAUAGUUCAUCCCUUACUAAUCAUCAAAGAAUUCAUUCUGGAGAGAAACCCUACAAAUGUCAACAAUGUGGCAAAGCAUUUAAUAAUAAUUCAGAUCUUACUAGACAUAAAAGAAUUCAUUCUGGAGAGAAACCCUACAAAUGUCAACCAUGUGGAAAAGCCUUUCACCAUUACUCAGGCCUUUCUGAAUAUCACAAAAUUCAUUCUGGGGAGAGACCCUAUAAAUGUCAACAAUGUGGCAAAGGGUUUAAGGGGUACUCAAACCUUUCUACACAUCAAAGAAUUCAUUCUGGAGAGAAACCCUACAAAUGUCAACAAUGUGGCAAAGCCUUUAUUUUUAGUUCAUUCCUUACUAAUCAUCAAAGAAGUCACUCUGGAGAGAAACCCUACAAGUGUCAAAAAUGUGGCAAAGCCUUUAAGUGGUACUCAAACCUUUCUACACAUCAAAGAAUUCAUUCUGGAGAGAAGCCAUACAAAUGUCAACAAUGUGGCAAAGCAUUUACUUAUAGUUCAUCUCUUACUAAACAUCAAAGAAUUCAUUCUGGAGAGAAACCAUACAAAUGUCAACAAUGUGGCAAAGCAUUUAAUAAUAGUUCAGACCUUACUAAACAUAAAAGAAUUCAUUCUGGAGAGAAACCCUACAAAUGUCAACAAUGUGGAAAAGCCUUUCACCAAUACUCAGGCCUUUCUGAACAUCAAAAAAUUCAUUCUGGAGAGAAACCCUACAAAUGUCAACAAUGUGGCAAAGCGUUUAAUAAUAAUUCAGAUCUUACUAGACAUCAAAGAAUUCAUUCUGGAGAGAGACCCUACAAAUGUCAACAAUGUGGCAAAUCUUUUAAACAGCACUCAAACCUUUCUAAACAUCAAAGAAUUCAUUCUGGAGAGAAACCCUACAAAUGUGAACAAUGUGACAAAGCCUUUAUUUUUAGUUCAUUCCUUACUAUUCAUCAAAGAAGUCACUCUGUAGAGAAACUGUACAAGUGUCAAAAAUGUGGCAAAGCCUUUAACCAGUACUCAAACCUUUCUACACAUCAAAGAAUUCAUUCUGGAGAGAAACCCUACAAAUGCCAAUAAUGUGGCAAAGCCUUUAACCCUUAUUCAAACCUUUCUACACAUCAAAAAAUUCAUUCUUUAGAGAAACACUACAAAUGUCUGCAUGGGGGCAAAGCCUUUAACAAGCAUUCACACUUUUAUAGACAUCAAAUAAUUCAUUCUGAAGAGAAACCCAAGAAAUGUUAAGAAUGUGGUAAAGCUUUUCACCAGUACUCAUGCCUUUCUCAACAUCAAAUAUUUCAUUCCGGAGAGAAACCUUACAAAUGUCAAGAAUGUCAUAAACCCGUUACCCAGUGCUCAAACCUUUCUGUAUAUCAUGUAAUUCAUUCUUGAGACAAAUCUCACAAAUGCCAAGUAUGUGGCAAAGCCUUUAACCAAUACUCAGGCUUUUCUGAACAUAAAAGAAUUCAUUCUGCAGAGAAACCCUACAAGUGUGAAGAAUGUGACAAAGCCUUUAAUCAGUAUAUGAAACUUUUUUCAUAUACUAAAAGAAUUCAUUCUGAAAAGAAACCUUAUGAACAGUGUGGGAAACCCUUUGUUUCAUGUCCAAACCUCACUGUACAUAAAAUAAAUCAUACAGGAGAGAAACCCUUGAAAUAUGAAGAAUAUUGUAGUACCUUUACCCAGUGUUGAUAAGUUGCUAAGCAUAAAAUAAUUCACACUGGUGAGAACUCCCACAACUGUGAACAGUGCAGCAAUUCCUGUAACUGGAACUCAAACCUUCCUAUACAUAGCAAAAUUCAUAUUGGAGAGAAAUCUUACAGAUGUGAAUAAUGUGGCAAAGGUUUGUGCUGGUUUUCAGCAUUUAGUAAACAUCAGAGAAAUUGUCCCAGAGAAAUAAUGUAACAAUAUGAAGAUGUGGCAAACCCUAAUGCCUGUAGUUACACUUUUCUGUAGAAAUAGAAAUAGAAUUCAUGUUGAAGAGAAACACUACAAAGUGAAGAACUUGACAAAUGUUUAACUUGUGCCCAAACCAUUGUGUAAAUGAAAAAUGUAUAAAAGAGAAAUCCCUGUCAAAUGUGAAGAAAGUUUUGAAUCCUAUAAGCAGGAUUCAGUAUAUUUCACAUUUUCAGUACAUAGAAGAAUUCAUAGAAAAAUUGUAUAUAUGUGAAGAAUGUGACGAUGUUUUUAAAUAUUUCUCAUGCUUUUCUAAUAAUUCAUAUGAAAGAAAUACUCUAUAAAUGUCAAUCAUGUCUCAGAGCCUUAAAGUUGUGUUUGUCCUGGUAGGUAGGGCUAAGAAGAGACAGGGUCAGGUGAUACUAGGAGAUCCUUUGUCCAUCAUAAGAAUAAAACAAUGAGCAGAGGGGGCUUCCAUGAAAGAGAAGUUGGCAUUUAAAGAAGGCUUCUGAAAAGCGAACUGAUGUUUGCUCUACAAAAAUGACUCUCAGAGGUAGAGAGGCCACAAUGUGUAGAUACGGCCAAGGCCACAAAAAGGGAUGUUUGGAGCAUGGGUUCAAGUAAUGUGACUGUAAGCUCAAGUGAUCUGUUUUCAUUAACACAGUGCAAUUUACACCAGUUCUAUCACACUGAACAAGUACAAUGAUAACUUCUGGAAAUUGCCUUACAGGGAUAGUAAAUGGAAAGGUGCUCCUUUCUGUAAGUUUCCCCCCUUUUCAGGAAAAAUCAUGAAUAUUUACUCCCACACCACUUAACAUAGAAUUGGAAAAUCUAUGUAAAGGGAAAGAAUCUUACUAAACCCAGAGUCUUCUAUACUUGAAAGAUGUUCUCUGGAGAGUACUGUUCCCUAAUAAAUUUGGAUCUUUUGCAUACAUGUAUCUACUUAUUAUGCUCAUUUGUUUUCUUGUUUUAAUAUUAGUAAUCAUUCUUUGGCACCUGGAACAAAAAAUCAGGGAACAUAUACCUGUCACCUGGUCCCCAUAUGGGACAUUGGUGCCAAAAUCUGGGAGGAGAAUGCACAUCUUCAGCAAGAUACAUUAAUAGAACCAUAACCAUUGUUAAUUCACGCUGCCUGCUCCUAUUACUUAUUCCACCUACAGGUCUCACACUGCCUUUGCUUUCCAGGUAAUGUAGCUCCUUAUGUACCCCUGCUUCAUCUCUGUUUUUCCUUGUCUCCGCAAUGCACUUCAUCUCCCAUUUAGGCCUGAUAUUCAAAUGCUUAAAAAGUUGCCUCAGGCUCCACAACCAGAAUAUUCAUCCAGAUUCUUAAGGUCUUGAUAACCAGAGUGGGGAGGAAGUCAGUGAGAGAAAGCCAGGCCAGCGGCAGGCCCCAAGCGCAGAAGGAAGUUUUGAAAUGGUUGCCACCACUAUAGAAGAAGGUUGUAAAGGACAGAGUUCCUCCAUAGGCUCAGACAAGAAAAUACCAAGCCUGAGCUCUUCCCUCACUAUGACUGUUACUGGAGCAAGAAAGGGCUCAGGGAGGGGACUCUGCUGGGACCAUGCCCUCACUGGGAGUGACAUUGCCUUCUCCUGGAGAUGGCGGUUCACACUCGCCUUCCAGAUACUGUGAAAUCCCUGAACCAGCAUUCACCAUACUAUCUAGAACUCUUUCAGUUUGAUGGACACGCUCCAGGUUCAGUACAAGGUGUACUGAUGUUAAUAACAUUAGAGCUACUCCUCUGCUUUCCCUGGAUAUUCAGGGCCCCUGUUUCCCUCUCCUACAUCUGUCUUCAGAAUGGAAAGUAAAAUAAAAUUCCCCUGUGUGCUCUAAAGUCCCUCUGCUCACUGGCUGAUGAUGUUUUUGUUUAUCCCUUUUAGUGCUUUCCAACUUCCUUACCCGAUUGUUUGGAUGAAGUCUUAACUUCAGGUUAGAGGCCUAAGUUCUUUAAAUCUGCAACGCUCCUUUUUUAGGCCUUUAAAGUGAAAUGAGGUGGCUGGGGUAAAAUUUUCUUUCAAAAGAGAAAAAUUAAAGCAAGUAGGAACCAGUAUGUAGGAGAGAGAUGUGAAGAAAAAAUGAAUAUGAAGAAACCCGGGUGGUGAGGAACAUUAAGAAGAGAGAGAAGAAUUUUGUGUAGGACAAAACCAAAUAUAACAAUAUUUGUCAUAAAGUAAAUCAUGGUUUAAAAAGAAAAAUUUGGGACAAACAUAGGGCUUCAGUAUGUCUAAAGUAGUCCAUGUAAGGCAUAAUAUUUGCAAAGGUAAAUUUAUAAACAUUUUGCCUGUGAACAAGUUGGCCUGACUGAAAAGGGAAUCUCUAAUUAAAACAAUAAAAUCUUCUUUUUGUUAUCAUACUUUUUUUAAAGCCUCUUCAGAUUACUUGUGUAUUUCUUGAAUACAUCAAGUAUUCCAUGUCAAUCUGCCACUAUAGAGUUUAAAAACACAAAAAAACUAGCUCUGUAUUUUCUUCUGCCUGCCUGAAGCUGAAUCUGCUUAGUUAUGGGUGUUGAGAUCAAGAUUAUUAAACUGUCAUCACUACUAAAGGUCAUCAG